Molecule: messenger RNA, 2462 nt
Organism: Pelobates fuscus (common spadefoot toad)
Lineage: Eukaryota; Metazoa; Chordata; Amphibia; Anura; Pelobatidae
Gene: RNF167
Product: ring finger protein 167
Exons: 10
Coding region: 126-1160 (344 amino acids)
Source: RefSeq, a predicted model, not a curated record
GCAGGAAGAGACAGGCAGGGAGGAGCCUGGUCAGUACUCACACUGACAGCCACAGGAAGACUGAGAGAGAGACAGGAAAAUGUAAACAGUGAGACCGGAAUCAGCAAAUCCAGAUUGUGGCAAAGAUGGAGUCUGUAUUCCUGUCAGGACUUCGCCUGAAAACACUGACCUUCAUCGUAAUUACUGUCUGCAGCCUUCCAGUAACAAAUUCAUUCAUCUGUGCGUACAUGGAUCGCAAUAGUUCCCUUCCACAGAUUUUUGAUGAUCUCCCUGCGAUGUUUGGAUUUUCUUUGCCCUUAGAUGGGCUGAGGGGGUAUCUAGUCGGAGCUGAGCCCGCCAAUGCCUGCACCCCUAUCCAGCCCCCGCCAGUGAUGGACAAUAAAACCAUAUUCUUUGCUUUGAUCCAGAGGUUCGACUGCAAUUUUGAUAUUAAGGUACUGCACGCACAGCAGGCCGGUUUUCAAGCUGCCAUUGUACACAAUGUGAACUCAGAGAAGCUGCUAAAUAUGAUGUGGAAUGAUGAAAAAAUCCGUAAAAAUGUCAAAAUCCCUUCUGUGUUUGUUGGAGAAUCUUCUGGGAAGGAGCUGCUUAGCCAUUACUCCUACUAUGAUAACGCCAUUGUCUUCAUGGUCCCGGAGUAUAACUUCUCGCUGGGAUAUUAUCUCAUCCCCUUCAUUGUGGUCGUAGCUCUGGUGAUCAUCGUCAUGUGUAUCGUCAUGGUAGUGCGCUGUUUGCAGCACAGAAAGAGGAUGCGCAGGAAUCGCCUGUCUAAGGAACAGCUAAAGAAACUCCCCAUCCACAAAUUUAAAAAAGGUGAUGAAUAUGAUGUCUGUGCCAUCUGUCUGGAGGAAUACGAGGAGGGCGACAAACUGCGUGUGCUGCCAUGUUCCCAUGCGUACCAUUGCAUGUGUGUUGACCCCUGGCUGACCAAGACUAAGAAGAGCUGUCCUGUGUGCAAACAUCGUGUCCUGCGAUCGGAGGACGACUCUGACUCUGAGAGCGGUGGGGUGGAACCUGGAGAUGGUGACAACGUAGAGGAAAACGAUAAUGAGCGGACCCCUCUCCUUCGACCCUCUCCUUCAUUUGGCAGCAUGGCCGAUUCCCCCACAGCUAUCCAGAAUGAAGCAGAGGUCGAACCUCCCCGGGCAGUCAGCGUCUGAGAAAGCCUUGGUCCUUCGCCAUGUGUAUCUCGGUUAGACUGUGUUGAUCCCAGGAUCCUUUGUGCACACAGUGGCAGAUAAUUUGCACGGUGACAGAUCCACUCCCAGAAUCCUUUGCCCUGCCACUUACCCAUUCCCAGAAUCCUUUACGAUAGAAUAUCAAUUCAUCUCCGUAAUUGUUUUGCCUUGUAUUUUCUCCAUCCCCCAUAACCCUUUGUUCUAGAAGCAUCGGGUUGUGUUCUCGUGCUCUUUUGGGGUUUCAUUUUUUGUUUUUUUGUUUUCUUGUAUUUUAUUGAUCUCCUUGAUCAGUCCAUUACUUGAGGACUGGUUUAUUCCAAUCAUCUCCUAACGCUCAUGGGUCAGAGUGGCACGAACUGCUGCGUUAGACAUGGCCACCUGUUGUACCGAGAGAUGCUGUCAUGGGGACGGCUAUUUCGAUUAGUUGACAAAUGGGGUAAAAGACAAAGAAUUGGUCAUAAUGGAAGAUAUCUGUGUACCUCUAGACUGGCUUAGGGGAUAUUUCCCUCCUCGUGCAGCGUUCUGUAAUUACUCUGUAUCUGACUAAUGUUUUUGAAUAAACAUGAUUUCCUAACUAAUGAUAUAACUCUGACUCUGAGCCCCCAGCAGCCAUUGGACGACGUCAAUGACACUGUCGGGAUUGAUUUGUAUUUUCGGUGUAACUGGAUGAUUCCAUUGCUUAGUUAAGUAUAGAUUCUAUUUUCGUGGAGUUCCGCAGCAGAUGACGAAAGGGGAAUCCGAACGCCAUUGGAAAGUUUUGGGCAGGGAGGGAGAAGAGAAUAUAAGAUAAAACGUCAACCAUUGAGAGAGGUGGAUAGAGAAAGGAAAAGUACGAGGAACAUGGGGUGACCUGACCAAUCAAAAUUAACAGACCACGUGAUCCCCACGUUGCACUGAGGGGUUGGAAAGCUCAGAUUGUUUUCGGACAGCACGGCCCAUUACAGCCAGCUGCUGGCUGAGAGUGCUGAGUUUGUAGACUUGUACAUUAAUAAUCUGGAAUCUGCAGAAUAUGUGGCUUUAAUUUAUAAUCUAACAAUGAUGUCACAGCUGUGAUUACACUAUUGUCCGGCUGAUUUACCUGUCCUACAAUGCCGCGCUGGACGCCUUGCUUUAGAGACAUGCAGGGCACACCGAAAGAGACGUGCAAGGUUUAGAGACAGACAGGGAGGAGCCCGUGGGAAAGACCUGCCAUGUGUAUUAUAAACCUAACAAUAGCAGGAUUUUUUUUAAUAUCUGUAUGAAUAAACUUAUUAUAAAACCAAUAAAAAAAACCAUCUCUUCCAA